Molecule: messenger RNA, 3973 nt
Organism: Coccinella septempunctata (seven-spotted ladybird)
Lineage: Eukaryota; Metazoa; Arthropoda; Insecta; Coleoptera; Coccinellidae
Gene: inaE
Product: diacylglycerol lipase-alpha
Exons: 14
Coding region: 469-3915 (1148 amino acids)
Biological process (GO): lipid metabolic process
Cellular component (GO): dendrite membrane; postsynaptic membrane
Source: RefSeq, a predicted model, not a curated record
CAGUACGCUGGCCCGUUCUAAUGUCACAAUCACCAAAAAGCAAAGUAGGCUGGGGAAUCCUAGCUUAAACCAUGAUUCAUUUCAAGGAAUUCGCGUUUAUUCCACAAAAAAAAUCGCUGAAACUGUACCACGUCGCCGGUUGUGCGUGAAGUGUGGCGUAACACAUGUGACCCAGGCUGCAAAACAUUGAUUUCGGCCCCGCUUGAACUGUACAAGUAGGGGUGCUUCAGAUCUAAUCGCCACGAUGUGUCUCAAGUGCUACCCGCAAAAAGGCCCGUGAGGCGGAGAUCCGGCUCGUCUACAGGGUGUCCCUUGCGAUCUUGAAAAGGACAAGACGCGGGCAGUUUGACAGCAGACGAUAUGUGCCGGUCGGUUUUGUGCCGUGUGAACGAUAGACAGUGCGUUUCGGAUAAGCCGCUCACUCCUGCCAGAAUUUCCUAAGACUUUUGUAUACAGUGUGGCACGAAAAUGCCGGGAUUGGUUGCUUUCAGAAGGAGGUGGUCGGUGGGGUCGGACGAUCUGGUGGUGCCCGGCGUGUUUCUGUUCACCAUGCACCUUAUUUGGGGCAUAGUACUGACCGUCCUGCUGAUUUUGGUCCAUUUUGAUAAGAAGGAAGACUGCGUUUUUUGGCUAUGGUGGUUCAUCAUAGGAUACAUGAUUAUUCUAGUCUUUUCAAUGGUUCUCGAGUUAGCUGUAGCAAUCAUAGCGUUAAAAGGUACUAUUCUCGAUCAAGAACCAAGGGAAUCCAUGCAGUACGUCCUCUAUGUUAGAGUUGUUGUGAUGUCCAUAGAAGGUGGAUUGUUAGGUGCUGGAGUCUAUUGGCUUGUCACCUUCUACAAAACCUGCCAAAUAGAGAAAGCCAAAGAGUAUAUUUUAGGUCUAGUCAUUUUCAACUGCUGCUUGUUACUCUCGGUACUUAUAACAGUCUGGUGUACAUACGAUGCAGCUGGUAGAUCUUGGGUCAAGAUGAAGCAGUACCAAAAAUCGAUGAGGGAGAUGGAAUCCAAAUACCAAUACAAAAGGUCCAACAGCACGAGGAACUGGAGACAGAGAAAAGUACUGAGGGCCUACCAGGACCGGUGGCAACAGAGGUGCAAAUUCCUAUUUUGUUGUUACUCAGCUUCAGACAGGAACAGGAACUCUUUCUCGGACAUAGCCAAGUUGCUGUCGGACUUUUUCAGGGAUCUGGACGUCGUACCUUCCGAUGUCCUGGUCGGCUUGGUGCUGUUGAGGAAAUUCCAGAAGAUAGAGAGGAAAAACAUCAUUGAACAGAAGUUGAACGACACUUACGAGUACCUCUCAGGGGUGCCCGUUACGCCCCGCACCCAAUUCCUGUCGCUCCACGAGGGCGGGCAGGACUUGGAACUGUUCCAGACUGUGAUACACUACGCCCACUACGCCGUACACGCCUACGGCUGGCCCAUGUACGUCAUGAGCAACAAGCUCGGUUUCGUCAAGGUGUGCUCGAACUUGACCUGCUGCUGCUUCCCCUGUAGCAAGAGCGGCGAGCUGACAGUCGACCCCGAGAUCAUAAACGACAACUGUUGCAAAUGUAACUACGCCGUCUUGCAGAAGUUGUGCAAGGAGGGGGACAUAGAGAUCGUCUACGCCACCUACCACUGCGAUGUGGGGGAGACGCCGUUUUUCAUAGCUUUGGACUAUGACAGGAGGAAGGUGGUCAUAAGUAUCAGGGGUACUUUGAGUAUGCAGGAUAUACUGACGGAUCUGAACGCUGAGGGUGAGACUAUACCUCUGGAUCCCAUCAAGGAGGAUUGGCUGGGGCACAAGGGGAUGGUCCAAGCGGCUCAAUACAUCUACAAUCAUCUGGAGAAAGAGAGACUUAUCGAAGCGGCUCUUCAGCACAAUUUAGAGAGAGGAACCAACACUUUUCAAUUGGUCCUUGUUGGACACUCCCUUGGGGCUGGUACCGCUUCAAUCCUUGGGAUUUUGCUCAGGCAACAUUACGAAAACCUGGAAUGUUACUGUUACGCCCCCCCAGGGGGUUUGUUGAGUAUGCCAGCCGUGGAAUAUAGUAAAAAAUUCACGAUUUCAGUCGUGGUGGGGAAGGACGUUGUGCCUAGGAUAGGGCUACAUCAGAUGGAAGCCCUAAGGGCUGAUCUCAUAACUGCUAUCAAGAGGAGCGUGGAUCCCAAGUGGAAGACCAUAACAUGCUCGAUAAUAUGUUGCGGAUGCAUCCAACCUACCUCGGUGGUGGAAAUGAGUGAAAGAGACACGAUUGUUAGCGAAUAUUCGAAAUCUAAAAAGCGGGCAAGAAAGGAGAGCCUACACCCUAGCGAUUCAUCGAUAGCCCUAACUAGUCAUCAUCCCCUAUACCCCCCAGGGAGGAUAAUCCACGUUGUGAGGCACCAUCCAACGAAAGGAGAGCAAGCCAUAUCGAAGAGGCAACCUGUCUACCAAGCCCUGUGGGCCCAAAACGUGGAUUUCGACGAAGUGAUCAUCUCCCCGGUCAUGAUACAAGACCACAUGCCGGACAGGGUGUUGAGCGCCCUCCAAAAGGUUAUAACCACCCUAGGUCCAAGAAAACCUCAACGGAUAUCCAGCAUAUCGUCCAACAACUGCGGAACGACAAUGAACGAGCUAACAUCGCCCUCCUCCGAAUCCAGCCCCAAGACCAGACUUUACCUAGAAACCAGUUUCACGUCCCUGCAGUCGCCCACCCUAGUGGGCGGAGCCUUACCGAGCAACGCCUCCUCCGUAACCAACGGCUACCACUCGGCCAGAUCGCAACCGAGUCCCCUGCAGAUAAACCACGUGUUGACGAUGCUCGGUAACGACAACAUAUCCGAUUUCAACCUGAACAUAGAGCCGUCCAGGCACCCCAAGAGUCUGAGCUUGAACAUCAAGACUACCACGUCGCCGGUUACCAAAUUCGAUCUGAUACACGACGAUUGGUUCGGACUUGCGCCGUUGGCGUCGCCCGAGAGCCUGUCGGAGAUAUCUGUCAUAUCUUCCAGGGCCAGCUUGAUGACGAGCUCCGUGGGUGAGAGCGCAUGUCACACGCCUAAACUGAUGAAGAGGACUUUGAAGAUCGUUGGGAAUUUGAGCACUUGCGCUGAUGACGUCGUGAAUGUGGCUAAUUUUCAGAAGGUUAAAACGUUUGAAAGGAAAAGAUCUGUGACUAGUAGUCCCUCCACUAACUCCAGUUUUGAAUCAGCGAUCAAUGAAGUGCCACGUUUGAGGGAAUGCGAUGCUAUUUUAGAGACUGGGAAUGUUCCAGAUAAAAAUUCCUCAGAUGAUUUUCAAUCAGCUGAAGAUAUCCUUGAUAACGUCAUGAUAUCUGCAGGUUGCAAGGAGUUCUUCAAUAGCACCCCCUCCUUCCUAGAGACCCACUUCGAUUUCUUCGAGUCCGACAAGCAGCAAGACAGCCCCAAGAUGUGCAGACUGGUCUACCAGAGCACCCCAACCCUCCUAUCACCCAACAGCCCCGAAGAAAUCGACCAGGACCUCCUGUCCAACCUGGCCAUCGACCUCAACCUCCAAGAAUCCAACAGGUCGAUGCAGAUCUACAGUUCGAAGAGCAACAGCGUGGACUCCGGCAGCACCUGCAGGACCCCCUCGGACAGCAAGAACGUGACCUUCAACCCCCAAGUGAUAAACAUUGAACACAUACCCCUGAGUCCGAGGAAGAAGGACAGGUGGCCUUUUUUUCGCUCCAAGAGCAACCCUUCGAAGAUGAACGUGGAACUGUCGUUGCCCAAGCCUACUAGGUUGGCGGAGCCACCCAAGACUAUUCUGUGCACCAAGCGGAGGAACAGCGAGGAGGAUUUUUUCGCAAGGACUGAGGCCCUGCCUCUUCUCAGUGGUUUGAGUGGGAAUUUUAACGAGAGGAGGAAAAACCACGUUUUUCCUUCUGAUGUGGCUGUUAUGAACAAACCGAACGAGAGCAGUGUGUGAACCGUUGUUUUGAUGUGAGUGAGCGAGGAAAUUUGUUCAAUUAAUAGGAUAGUGAGAA